This is a messenger RNA of Acanthaster planci (crown-of-thorns starfish), 2759 nucleotides long. RefSeq lists its product as uncharacterized. Lineage: Eukaryota; Metazoa; Echinodermata; Asteroidea; Valvatida; Acanthasteridae. The record is from RefSeq and is a predicted model, not a curated record.
AGCACAAGAGCAAACGUUCCAGCCCACCAUCUCCCUGCCACAUCCGGGGGAAUAGGGCCAGAAAGGAACGCGCCUACGUCAUUGACGUAGACUAUGCUGGCCGUUCACGUUGGGGUUCAUUCCUGCGUUGGUGUUCACUGCACAAAUCACCAGGUGCAAACAAAAACCCACGUCUUGUGAGACUCCAAGGAACAAUUGGCUUCAGCGACUGGUUGUCUUUUGACCUGAUUCUAGGACAGAAAUCAGAACAGAGGACUUUGACAACACCUCGCUCCAUCGGUAAGCUUGUCGCCGUGGAGACAAAAUACCCAUCAAUGGGUGGUGAAUUCAACUCCAGGCUGCUUCCAUCUUCCAACAUCGGAGCCUGCCUGCGAGGAAUCAUCAACAGGGCAUGUGAUAAUGAGAUCAAAAACAUCCAUGUCAUGGAUACCAAGACCCAGGAUCAUUACAUCUCUGGCUGUGGACCAAGCAGCGCUGGUAUAUCAUCAUCAGACCAAGGAAUCACUACCAUCCUUCCACUGCUGCUCUACACCACUCAGCCUGCAUCCAGGGUCAACUACAUCGCUUAUUACUUCAAGAAUGGCUCUCUCUGGACCUCUGCCUUUACACCUUGGCAUCAGGGGAACUUCACCGGAUCCCGUCGCAUCACCUGCUUGUUUACAUGCAUCAGUUACACCAUGGUUGCAGUGCGGUUGAUGUCAGAGCCACUUUUGCAGCCAUCUCUGCAAGAGUUUGUAGUGGUCAGUCCCAUGGGAUUUGACAUCACCAUGGGUAUGGUGAUCAAGGCAGCGGGGGUUAGUGCUGUGCUUUUCCCUUUUCUCAUUCUGAUCGAAUUACUUUGCCGCACUGCUCCGACCCUUCUGUCAUCUUGUGGUCGACCUGCUGCAUUUCCUGUGGAACAGAGCAAGAACUUGUUUGAGAAUACUAGCGACAGUUCUCAGCUGAAGAAAGUUCAGUCUGCACCAAGCCACUUCAGCAACAGUAGUGGUGAUACUGAGCAUGUCAAAGACAGGUUCCCUCAAAAGUCCGUCAGUGCUCCAGAUAUGCUGUGGCAGGGAACCAGACCAACUGACCAGAGUAACCAGAAACAGAACACCGAUAUGACAUCUUUGUGCAACAACAUUGCCAAUCAGUGUGUCAUCUCCAGUAUCCCUUCUUGCAUUGAUAUCAAACCAGACCUCAGCAUCAACAGUGAUUUGGCAACCAAUAUCUCCAAAAAUGUUUGUGGAGAUUCUAAACCUAUCUGUGCUGCUGACCGGCUUGAAUGCCAUCACAAGUUAACUUGUCUUGACAAGUGUGCUGUUUGUCAUCGGACCGCAGGGAGCAAAUACUACGACCCAGGAGCUGGUUGUUCACAAGAAACUGCCUCGGUCAGAUACAACAUGUAUAAUCCUGAAGGCUUGUAUCAUCUUGGUUCUGCCAACUCCAGCUCCCGUUUUGAUUCAGAGUGUAGCUCAACCUGUUCUCUGACUACCAAGACUAGUUUCUCCAGUUCUUCCAUCAGUAUUUCCAGUUUGGAUUCAGAGGAGAGCACAAGCAGCACUCUGACCAAUGUUACUCCCCUCACCAACAACUCCUGCUCUACAAUUGAUCUCAGUGACUCUUCAACAUCUUUGAGCUGCACUGAUAUGAGUGAAUUGGCAAGCAUCACAGAUUCAUCUGUUACUUCAUACCAAUGGCCAGAGGAUUAUAAUGUCCAAGGAUCAAACAACGCUGUUGGUAGUUGGGAUGAAUGCUGCAUUGCUCCAUCUACACCACCUCUGAAUAAAUUGUCAAGACAGCAACCUGACUCCAUCACAAGAGCUACAUCUAUAUCUGGCCUGUUGAAGAAAGAACACAUGACACCUUACAAGCAGGAGACACAUCAACACAGUCCAGUGACAGGUUCAGACUACAUUGUGGACUUGCCCAUAGAAUUUGAAAUGCCAGAAGUGACUGUACAGAAAAGUAUCAACCACACGUCUUUCUUCUUCAGAUUGAGAAAGUGGUUGAAAGGAUUCUGCUCAAAGUCAAAGAAGGAGAAUGAUGCCAAGUACAAGGUGAAGGAAGCUGAAAUGCUUGCUGUCAUGAAGACUUAUCUGACUCACAUGCCAACUGUCCCGUCUGUUGACAGUGAGACCAACAUAAUUGCAACUAAUAACCAUUGUGCAACAAGAUCCACAGGCAUCUUCUGUGAAUCUAUUUUCCUGACACCGAGUCAAGUGAUCGAAAACCAGCUGGAUACUCUAAGCUUUUCAUCUUCAGGCAGCUGGAGCAGCAUCACAUCAGCUCAAGAGGAAGCUGAGAGAAAGAUGAUUGGCCUCGACCACACAAAUGAGAACAACAAUAACGAAGUGAGCACCAUUGAAAUCAGACCUUGCGAGGAACCAACUACCAGACUGCCCGUCAGCACCAACUCUGACUCCGCUGUCGCCAUGGAUGGUAUUCAAUCUUCAUCCACCUUGUCUACUUCGGAUACAGAUUCCUUGAGGAAUGACAUCAUCAUCAGUAAAGAUUCGGCCAAUGGGAAGCAAGACAUAUCUCAAGGGAACCAAAGUUUGUCUGAAAUCAAGCCAACCGCAUCCAGCAAGCACUGUGCCAGAUCUUGCUUUUCAAUUCUAGCAGCAUUUGUCCAGAUCUUCCUGAUUAUAUCCUGUAUAUUUGCCACACUGUGGUCUGUGUCAUCNGUUCCAUGGUGUCUGCUGGCAUACUUUGUGGGAGUGGGUGACAACUUCCAUCAUCGCCAUUGUCAUCCAGGCUGUCAUCUUGGACACACUUAA